AUGGCUAUCAUCACAGAAGAACCAGAACCAGAGCCACAGCAUCAACAACCCCACAAACCCAAAUCCAAACCCAAACCCAAACCCAAACCCAAACCUCCCUCUUCUCCACCACCCCCUAACAACGACAACAACCCCUUCUCUUUCUGGUUCUACUUCACUCUCUCCGUUUCCCUCCUCACUCUCUUCUUCGUCUUCACCUCUUUCCACUCUCCUCGAGAUGGCAAAGCAUGGUUCCUCACUCUCCCCACUUCCCUCCGUCACCACUACUCCGACGGCCGCACCAUCAAGGUCCAAACUCACCCCAACGAAGCCCCCAUUCAAGUCUUCACCUUUCAAGAGGGUCCCACAUCGUCUGAAAACGUAGUCAUUGUACAUGGCCUGGGUCUUAGCUCAUACUCCUACCGCCAACUUGCCAAAUCUCUCGCCGCCAAGGGAGUGCACGUCACCACCGUCGACCUCCCCGGACACGGAUUCUCCGACAAGUCUGUGGAGGUGUCUGUGGAGGGGGUCGACGGGGUUUUGGGGCGGUUUCAGUACGUGUACAGUGAGAUUCAAGAGAAGGGUAUCUUCUGGGCGUUUGAUCAGAUGGUGGAAACCGGUCAGAUUCCGUACGAGGAGAUUCAAGCGCGUAUGUCGAAGAGAAAAGUGAGAAAGCCCGUUGAUUUGGGUCCACAAGAGAUGGGAAAAGUGUUGGGCGAAGUUAUCGAUUCGAUGGGGCUUGCACCUGUUCACUUGGUUCUGCACGAUUCCGCGUUGGGGUUGAGUGCUGAUUUUGUUUCUGAGAGAGCUGAGUUGGUGAGGAGCGUGACGCUUAUCGAUACAGCGUCGCAUGGGGCUUUUCCCCUUUGGGUUCUGGAGGUGCCUGUGGUGAGGGAAGUGGUGUUGGGUGUUUCUUUUGUGUAUGCCAAGGUGGUGGAUUUGUGCUGUUCCAAGAGGGCUGGUGUGGCAGAUUUGGAUGCGUUGAGGUUGUUGUUGAAGGGCAUGGAUGGGAGGAGGGCGGUUGUGAAUGUAGGGAAGAGGGUGAAUUCCAGCUUUGAGUUGGCAGAGUGGGGUGAGGCUUUGAAAGGUAUGCCAAUGCAGGUGCUGUGGUCUGCUGGCUGGUCUCAGGAAUGGAGUCAGGAGGGUGACCGGGUUGCCAGUGCGCUUCCACAGGCCGGUUUUGUUACACAUUCUGGAGGCCGGUGGGCUCAGGAGGACGCAGCAGUGGAGAUAGCUGACAAAAUUUCUCAGUUUGUCUUGUCAUUACCAAAGUCUGGUAGGAAAGUUGAGCAAGAGUCCAUCCCAGAGCACAUACAGAAGAUGCUUGAUGAAGCAAAAAGCAGUGGUCAUGAUCACCACCACCAUCACAGUCAUGAUCAUGGCCAUGGACAUGAUCACUAUGAUGAUGCUCACAUCCAUGGAGCCAAUUAUAUGGACGCAUAUGGGCUUGGUGAUGGACCUCAUGGUUGGUGA
This is a messenger RNA of Sphenostylis stenocarpa, 1452 nucleotides long. Lineage: Eukaryota; Viridiplantae; Streptophyta; Magnoliopsida; Fabales; Fabaceae. The record is from the annotation of a GenBank genome assembly.